Messenger RNA from Heterobilharzia americana, 2481 nucleotides. NCBI's taxonomy places the organism in Eukaryota, Metazoa, Platyhelminthes, Trematoda, Strigeidida, Schistosomatidae. The record is from the annotation of a GenBank genome assembly.
UACUUAUACCCUCAAUAAAGCGCAAUUUUUGAAGUUGUUUAUUUCGGCUUGAUGUUUCCUUCGGUUGCCUAUACAUUUUCUCUGCUACUUUUUGGAAGUUUGGCCACCGAUAUUUUCCCUGAUAUUACAUUACAUGAAUGUGCCGUAACAAAAGGUUGUCUGAGACCUGCCAUGUGCACAGAGUCGUCCUGUGCAUUUCUGGUCACAUGGAAAUUGGUAUCUGUACGAUCCGAAAACUAUGUGGAAUUUGAGCUCAGAGGGAACAUUCAAAAGGUCACAGGGUUCAUCGCGCUGGCUUUUUCAAAGGAUCAAAGAGUUGGUGAUGAUGGUGUUGUUGGAUGUUACUAUCAGUCGUCUUCUAAUUCUGUGAACAUACGAGCUGGAUACACUGAUGUAACUGGAAGGACAAUUUUCUAUGCUGGACCAGAUGAGGAGCUGUUAAUAACAGAAGGUGAGGAUUUGGGGGGUGUAUUCAAUGCAAUGGAUGGUACAUUACAGUGUCGUUUUAGACGACGUGUACGACCAUUGGACACAGUUCAUCAACUUAUGGAUUUAACAUCACCCAAUGCCUAUCAUUUGAUUGUUACCCGAGGUGAUGAGCGUAAAAAAGAUGGAUUUGGUCGUCCGUUUGCCGGCGGAGAAUCGAUUUCUCAACGUUCAGUUGUAAUCACUUCACCUAUCUAUGGAAGUAUGACUGGUGUAGCUGGUCGUGGAUCUUCAAUAGCCAAAACUCACGGUUGUCUAAUGGUAUUAGCCUGGGUAUUGUGUGCUAGCAUUGGCACUAUAUUAGCACGUUAUUAUAAAGAUGUAUGGCCUAAUUCUGGCCUAUUGGGUGAACGUGUUUGGUUUCAAUCACAUCGGAUAUUACAAGGCAUUUGUGUUGGCCUGAUGUGUAUCAGUAUAAUACUGAUUUUCAUCUAUUGUGAAGGCUAUUCACAAGCCACUGCAUACCCGUACUAUAUACAUCCAAUUCUUGGUUUAAUCGUUUUCUCAUUGGCGUUGAUUAAUCCAUUUAUCGCACUGUGCCGAUGUAAUCCAGCUCAUGAAUAUAGGCCAUGGUAUAAUUGGAUACACUUUUUCAUCGGUACAUUCGCCUAUGUUCUGUCGGUGCCAACAAUGAUGCUAGGUUUACGUAUGCCUGCUGCUGGAUUACAAUUACAAUUUAUUAAUUAUCCUUUAUGGAUUUUAAUAUUCUUCGUGAUAUUCCAGUUCACUAUUGAAAUUGUUCUGGAAAUUCAUGGAUGCCUAUAUUAUCGUCGAAAUAAGAAUAAACGUCGUACUUACAUGGUUGAAAUUGAUCAAUAUCAGGCCGCAAAACGUUUGAAUAAUGCACGUCAACCACGACCCCUGAACCAGAACCUUCUGGUCGUAUGUUCAAAUAUUUCAUAAUUGGUCUUCACGCUACAGUUUGUGCAAUUGUUGCUGUUAUCCUAAUCAUAAUCAUAGCCGUUAAUUAAGAUUUUAUUUCCUGUUUUACUUUUGAACUACUUUACUAUUUCAUCAGUAGUCUACGUAGAUGCAUCAAAAAAUAUAUAUGCUUUUUUGAAUUGAUGUAAAUGUGCCUUAUUUAUUUGUCUUUGCAUGCGACUUUUUCCUCUCUGUCUCUCUUUUCUUUUGUUACAGCUCUUAAUUGCAUAUUUUGCAUAUAUAUACAACUCUGUAGUACAUUUUUGCGCAUUGCUAGGUAUAUAAUUUAAACAAUAUUGUUCUUCGACUCAGAUUAAUAUAUUUACCAAAGUUACCUGAAACAAUGGUGAGGCUUAGUUCAUAAUCUCAUUACACAAGGCUUUUAUCUUAUUAUCAGACUUCAAAUAAAACCUUUAGAAAAGUGACUUUAGUGUACCUGUUUUUCCUCCUAUUUACUUUUUUCGAGACUUUAUGCAUUGAUAAAACAUUUUACGCCUAUAAGCAACACGUGUUACGCAUAUAUCCAACUCAAAUAUGGAUCAUAUUAAUAUUUAUUUGUUGAGUAUAAUCAUUCGUGUUCAUCAAUUUAUAACCCGUCACCCUAUACUGUUAUUAUUAUUACUAAUAUUACUGCUUACGUGACUUUACACCUGUUUGGGAAUAAGCUUGUUCGUGGAAAAAUGUCCAGAUCAUUAAUUCUGUUCAAACUCCUGUCGGUCAAUUCAGUAUAUCUUUUUCUCAACUCAUUUUACUUCAGUCAUAUACAUUCAAGCCUUUUAUUGUUUAUUCCUUCGCACGUUGUCUUCCAUGCAUUGAUUUGUUUCAGUCUUUUUUAUAUUCUAAGCGGUUUUGUUGUUUACGUUUACUUUUGAAAUCCUCCUCUUUGCGCUUGUUUACAUGUUUUUAUCGUUUUGCUUUUUAUAAUGACCAAUUUUAGUAUUGAACAAAGGAAGGAAAGAUAUAUCUACUUAUCUACCUAACCCAAUGGUUUAUUUACAUAUUGGUAUGUCUUUGUUAGCUUAAGAAAAGGCAAAUAUUCAGUCACUUUUGUUAUUAAAUCUAGGAGGCGAGUUU